CGCCUCGCGCCGCUGACGUCUCCGGAAUUCUAUUUUUUGAACGACCGCGGAGUUCGAAUACGGUUGCUCGCUCGAGCCUGCGUGAGCAAAGAUCUUGUAGCGGAUCUUUGUGCGUGAUGACGUAGCCGUCGCUCGCUCCGUCGCCCGCUCGCUCGCGCUGAAUCGGGCUCUCGGUGGUUUGUUGUUUUGAAUCAUCCAUGUCGCCCGUCGACAACAUCCCCCGUCGUUAACACAUCCCGGUUUUCAUUGGGAAAAGACAACGGACGUGGUGGGAGAGUGUGGCCGAGCGAUUGGGACGUCCAUAUAGACUGGGUGUUGAGGGGAGUGACCCGACCCCGACCCCUCGUCUCCCGGUGAUGUCGCCGCAGUCGCAGCUCGGCUGCUGAGAUUUAUCCUGCCCCUCGCUUUCCCUCCUGCUUCAUACAUAUAUAUAUUGUCGGAUUGCUGUCAGCUAUGUGGGUCAAGCCCGAAGAGGUGCUGCUGGCCAACGCGCUGUGGGUGACGGAGAGAGCCAACCCGUACUUCGUGCUGCAGAGGAGGAAAGGACACGGGGAAGGUGGCGGUGGUGGCGGCGGCGGCGGCGGCAGAGGCGGGCUGGCGGGGCUGCUCGUGGGGACACUUGAUGUUGUAUUGGACUCCAGUGCUAGAGUUGCACCAUAUAGAAUCCUUUACCAGACUCCUGAAUCGCUUGUAUACUGGACAAUUGCAUGUGGUGGCUCAAGAAAGGAAAUAACUGACCAUUGGGAAUGGAUGGAGCACAAUUUAUUACAAACACUUUCAAUCUUUGAGAAUGAAAAUGAUAUCACUACGUUUGUUAAGGGUAAAAUACAGGGUAUAAUUGCAGAAUACAAUAAAAAUAACGAUAUAAAGGAGGACGAUGACACAGAUAAGUUUAAGGAAGCUAUUUUGAAAUUUCGUAAACUCUUUGGGAUGCCAGAAGAGGAAAAGCUGGUGAACUAUUAUUCUUGCAGUUAUUGGAAGGGUCGGGUUCCACGACAGGGUUGGAUGUAUCUGAGUAUCAACCAUCUCUGCUUUUACUCAUUUUUGUGGGGAAAAGAAGCCAAGUUGGUGAUCCGAUGGGCGGACAUUAUUCAGCUAGAGAAGAAUGCUACACUGCUAUUUCCUGAAAUGAUCAAAGUGAGCACAAGAUGUAGUGAACAUAUUUUUUCCGUCUUCCUCAAUAUUGGUGAAACAUUUAAACUAAUGGAGCAACUAGCCAACAUUGCAAUGAGGCAGCUUCUUGACAAUGAAGGCUUUGAGGAAGAUCGAUCACUUCCAAGACUAAAGACAAAGUCUCCUCAAAAGGUUUCUGUUUUCAAAAGGGAUCUCGAUGCCCGGGCAAAAAGUGAGCGAUACAGGGCAUUAUUCCGGCUUCCUAAAGAUGAACGUCUGGAUGGUCACACAGACUGCACCCUCUGGACACCAUUCAGUAAAAUGCAUGUUGUGGGUCAGAUGUUUGUGUCUAAUAAUUAUAUCUGCUUCACCAGUAAAGAAGAUAACCUGUGCAGUCUUAUUAUUCCUCUAAGAGAGGUGACAAUUGUGGAAAAAGCAGACAGCUCAAGUGUGCUUCCAAGUCCAUUAUCGAUCAGCACAAAGAACAGGAUGACUUUCUUUUUUGCUAAUCUCAAAGAUCGAGACUUCCUGGUGCAAAGAAUUUCUGACUUUCUGCAGCAAACAACGCCAAAAAUGUAUUCUGACAAAGAAAUGAUAGGCAGUCUCAGUUCUGAUGAGGUAUUUUCAAGGCAAAGCAGUGUUGUUUCAUGUAGCCCCCAGAGGAGUCUCAGUUCCACCUCGGAUACAGAUGGAGAACGGCAGCUCAGUCUCAAUGGGAAUAGUGUUCCAAUAGCCACACAGACACUAAUGACAAUGUACCGUCGUAAAUCACCUGAAGAAUUCAAUCCCAAAGUGGCAAAGGAACUAAUGAAGGAACAGUCUUGGAAAAUUCAUUUUGCUGAAUUUGGGCGUGGAGUGUGCAUGUAUCGCACAGAGAAGACACAGGGGCUUGUAUUGAAAGGCAUUCCAGAAAGCAUGAGAGGGGAACUUUGGCUAUUGUUCUCAGGUGCUAUUAAUGAGAUGGCCACCCAUCCUGGAUAUUACUCUGAUUUGGUAGAGAAAUCCAUUGGAAAAUAUAACCUAGCUACAGAAGAAAUAGAACGGGAUUUACACCGCUCCCUUCCUGAGCAUCCAGCAUUUCAGAAUGAAAUGGGAAUUGGUGCUUUACGAAGAGUACUCACUGCCUAUGCAUUCCGAAAUCCUAACAUUGGAUAUUGCCAGGCCAUGAACAUUGUCACUUCAGUGUUGCUACUAUAUGCAAAAGAGGAGGAAGCUUUCUGGUUGCUGGUUGCACUCUGUGAGCGAAUGUUGCCAGACUACUAUAACACUCGAGUGGUUGGUGCAUUAGUGGAUCAAGGUGUGUUUGAGGAGCUUUCCAGGGAUUAUGUACCACAACUUUAUGACUGCAUGCAGUAUUUGGGGGUUAUCUCCACCAUUUCGCUGUCAUGGUUCCUCACGCUGUUCCUCAGUGUGAUGCCGUUUGAAAGUGCUGUUGUUGUUGUGGACUGCUUCUUCUUUGAGGGAAUCAAAGUCAUCUUCCAACUCGCUCUUGCUGUAUUGGAUGCUAAUAUUGAAAAGCUUUUGAACUGUAAAGAUGAUGGAGAGGCAAUGACUAUACUUGGAAAGUACUUGGACAGUGUGACAAACAAGGACAGUACAUUACCACCCAUCCCUCAUCUUCAUUCUCUUCUCAGUGAUGAUGGAGAUCCCUACCCCGAAGUUGAUAUCUUCAAACUAAUAAGGGGUUCAUAUGAUAAAUUUGGCAGUAUUAGAGCAGAUGUGAUCGAACAGAUGCGGUUUAAGCAGAGACUGCGAGUUAUUCAGACACUUGAAGAUACUACAAAGCGUAACGUUGUUCGAGCCAUUGUGACAGACACUGCAUUCAAUAUAGAUGAAUUGGAGGAACUCUAUGUUCUUUUUAAGGCUGAGCAUCUGACAAGUUGUUACUGGGGUGGAAAUAGUAAUGCUACAGACCGCCAUGACCCAAGUCUGCCUUAUCUUGAACAGUACCGUAUUGACUUUGAACAAUUCAAGGGAUUGUUUGUCCUACUUUUUCCCUGGUCAUGUGGUGCACAUUCAGAUAUAUUGGCAAGACGCUUAUUUCGACUACUAGACGAGAAUGGAGACUCUUUAAUAAACUUCAAAGAAUUUGUCACAGGAUUGAGUACAAUGUGUCAUGCAGAUCUUGUAGAGAAAUUGAAGCUGCUGUAUAAAGUACAUGUACUUCCUGAAAGUUUUUUCAAUGAGCAAGAGGACCCUGAUUCUGCAUUUGAAGCUACACAAUACUUUUUUGAAGAUUUAUUGCCUGAAACUGUUCAUGUUACAGAAAUUGAGUCGAGGACAAAAAGUGAAACAGAAGAUGGAUUUGUCACUGUAAACCUGAGGAAUGAGAAAGUAGCAGAAAAGCAACAAAAUUCAUGUGAUUAUCGACAUUACAUCCGAAUGUGGGCUCAGGAAAGGGACCAUAAGUUGCAGAAUAUCAAAGACUUGCCCAAGCUGAAUCAGGAGCAAUUCAUUGAACUGUGCAGAACCCUGUACAACAUGUUCAGUGAAGAUGCAAACGAGCAAGAAUUGUACCAUUCUACUGCAGCUGUAACCAGUUUACUUCUGGAGAUUGGUGAAGUAGGAAAACAGUUUGUCAGUCACACACUCCCAGAACCAGGUAGCAGUCAUGACGGUAAAAGCAAACUGCAUCCAAGGAGAGAAAACCAACCAUUACAUUAUGGACAAGGGGAUUCUUUCUCUUCCAUCCUCGAAGCAAUGGAGGAUGAAAAGGUGUCUUCCAGUGAGAUGCAAGAAAUUAAAUUGGAUGACAGUUCACCAAAAGAAAAUGGUACUUCUUCAGCAAUGCUAAUUUCAGAUGAUGAAACUAAAGAUGAUACUUCCAUGUCCUCGUACUCUGUGCUGAGUGCUGGCUCUAAUGACGACGAGAAGUUACAAUGUGAGGAUAUCACAGAGGACACAGUACUUGUUCGUAAUAACAAUGAAAACACUAUUCCCAGGACCAAUAAUAUAGACAAAGACUGGGCUAUCAACUUUGAGCAGUUUCUGGCUUCUCUUCUAACAGAAAACGCUUUGGUGAGAUACUUUGAGAGGGCUGGGCUAGUGAUGCCCAGGAUUACAAAUGCUAAGAAUGUCAGGAUGAUGGGAAAACAAAUCGCAUCAGUAAAUGACUAUGAGAUUGCUCCAAUCUCAGGAUAAGUUCAUUUCUGCUGCUCUGGCAUAUUUACAUAAUGUUCUACAAACAUAGACCAAUGAAAUGUUCAGUAAACAAGGUGUACAGUAGUUUCAGGAAAGUUGUCCUAAGUAUUGUAUCUUGUAUUGUAAAUGAUAAGAUGAAAUUUCCCCUCCAAAACCCAUGUUAUGUUCUUGGCCAUUGGGCAUAAUACUUUAUUUAUAGCAUCUCUGUAGAAAACUGGAGCACCUGCACUUUUUUUUCUCGUGCUGCUUUUUAAACCAGAGCAAGUAUUUUUGUUUAUUAAUCAUAUGUGACCAGUGAUUCCUUGUAACUUUGUUCAAUUGUGUCUUCUAAUGUUAUUGAGACCAUUUCUGAAAAUGGUCAUUUUUAUACUAGAGAUCUGUUCUAUUACGACUUUGUCAUUUGUUUUCAAACUGAAGAUGCUAUUUUACAUUGGUUACUUCCCUUUUUUUGGAAAGGAUUCUUGGAUGUUGGCUUGACCUUUAAAAUUAUAGGGACAAUAUAGAGAAUAAUAUUAAAACACCAGUUUAAAGGACUCAGUUAGAAUGGUUAAUUGUUAAAUUAAUCUUGGACGUCUGGCAGGAACAACUACGCAUGUAUUUAAUGAUUAAAAAUGUUCAAGUAUAAAAAUCAGCCAGAAAACAAAAUAAAGAUUGUAAAUGUAGAUAGACGUAAAAUCUCCCCUCUGCAUCAAGUUGUAUCCCUGAGCAGGAGGUUGGUGAGGCCAAAUGAGGAGAGAAGGGCCAAUGGCAGAGAGAGACAUGCACAUCAUUGGAAUUGUACAUUGGGGAUAUAGGAACAUGAAAGCAUAAGAUUUAUAAGAGCUUGUAGGGAGAGAGUACUAAAACAACAGAGACAAGGAGACAACAAGAACAGCAAGCAGAGAGAGAGA
Molecule: messenger RNA, 5144 nt
Organism: Leucoraja erinaceus (little skate)
Lineage: Eukaryota; Metazoa; Chordata; Chondrichthyes; Rajiformes; Rajidae
Gene: tbc1d9
Product: TBC1 domain family, member 9 (with GRAM domain)
Exons: 21
Coding region: 454-4254 (1266 amino acids)
Molecular function (GO): calcium ion binding
Source: RefSeq, a predicted model, not a curated record